Molecule: messenger RNA, 4634 nt
Organism: Uloborus diversus
Lineage: Eukaryota; Metazoa; Arthropoda; Arachnida; Araneae; Uloboridae
Product: G-protein coupled receptor moody-like
Biological process (GO): G protein-coupled receptor signaling pathway
Cellular component (GO): membrane
Molecular function (GO): G protein-coupled receptor activity
Source: RefSeq, a predicted model, not a curated record
AUGGAUGACUAUUCGCUGCGCAACGAGUCUUUUCCGGAGUCCGGCCUACCCAUACAGUAUCCCCGGGCCACGACGCUCUUCGCUGCUUCAGCCUGCAUCCUGUUCAUCGUCCUGGGCAUCGCUGGCAACCUGUUGACAAUCGUAGCACUGGCUCGCUGCAAUAAGCUGCGCAACGCCACCACCGCCUUUGUGGUCAGCCUCUGUACCGCGGACCUCCUCUUCUGCGCCCUCAACUUGCCGCCCACUGCAUCCAGGUACAUUCACCACAGCUGGGUGCUCGGCGAGACUUUGUGCAAGUUGUUCCCUUUCUUCUUCUAUGGAAACGUGGCCGCCUCCCUUCUUUCCAUGACGGCGAUCACCAUCAACAGGUACAUCCUCAUCAACCACUACAAACACUACGAUCGCAUCUACCGGCCUCGGUACGUGGCCUUGAUGAUCGCCCUCUGCUGGCUCUUCAGCUUCAGCCUGCUGGCCCCUACGUUGGCCGGGGCGUGGGGGCGAGUUGGGUACCGCCCUCAGAGCUUCUCGUGUACCAUCUUGCGCAAGGGUGGCCGUAGCCCCAAGAAGUUCCUCUUCGUGCUCGGCUUCCUGCUGCCCUGCCUCAUCAUCGUCAUCAGCUACUCCUGCAUCUUCUACAGGGUGCACAAGAGCCGCAAAAACGUGGAGGCUCACACCCCGGCCACCAACGGCAAGCCUCCAAUCCGGCAGCUCUCCCACCGGCAGGACGAGAUCCGGCUCACCCGGAUGAUGCUCAUCAUCUUCUGCUCCUUCCUACUCUGCUUCCUGCCGCUCAUGGUCGUCAACGUGCUCGAGGACAAGAUCCGGUCCCCCACCGUGCACGUCCUGGCUUCCGUGCUCGCCUGGAUGUCUUCAUGCAUCAACCCGGUCAUCUACGCAGCCAUGAACAGGCAGUACAGGCAGGCCUACGUGCGCCUGUUCUGUGGUGCAAAGCGGCGCCUGGGCACUGCGCACCACUCCAGCUCCAGUGGCGCAAGGUCCAGCCACUCCAAGACCCUCAUGUCGGAGGUCUUCGUCUUCAACUCGACCGCCAACGGGAAGCCGCCGGCCAACGGAGACAGCAAGGAGAACAAGAUCUAGCCAGAUCUCCUCAGUGUUGGCUUUAACAUACCAAAGAUACAUCCCGGACGAAGUAGCGGAUGACUUUAUGCUACGAUUCGUUUCAGCUGUUGUAGAUUUUAUGCUGGAUUCAGUGAGCAAAACUAAAGAAUGAGGAAAAAUGAAAAAAAAAAAAAGCUUCAUUGUACGCCUCCAGGUUGAAACUUGUCUACUUUGGUUUCAAGGUAAAGGUCGAUCGUUGAGCAAGCAUGAUUCCCAAACUACUGGGAUCACGGAAGCCUUCGCAAAAAUGAUUCUUGAACUAGGAACCACAUGAGUAAACAUGUCAUCGUGUGUAUACAUCUUGCAAAAACUUGAGCAAAUGACUCUUAUUACACGAACAGUUCGUGGCAAGUCCAAGAUGCAGCUAAAAUAUUUGUCUCACCCCACCAAUAUGUUUCGCAAAAUGAGUGUAGCUUAAAAAAGACCGACUUCAAGUCAAACUGACGAUUGAAGCUGUUCUGGCUAUUCCUACUUACCACCCAUUAAUACUGCCGUGGGAUGUCAAUGCGCAGAACCUGCAGAAAUGAGUAUUUAAGACAUUUGAAGAAACGCGUUUUGAGUUCGAUACUUAGAAUAGGAAAAUGUUCGACGUUCUUUGAUGAAACAUUGUAUUUGGAAAUUGAGACGUUCUUUCCCCGCUAUAUUGUAAGCGGAAACCAAACGAAUAAGCUUGUACAGUAAAGCUAAAGUACAAUAAAUGACAAAAAUGAAAAAUGGAGAAUUUGCAGACACUGAGCUUUACCUUCCCACGGCAGAAUAGAACAACCUUUCGAAGAACAAUGAUGUGUUCCCCAAACAAGCUAAUGCAUAACCCGGAAAGAAAAAGUUAUGUUUUCAUGAGAGAGACAGAGAAACUAACUUCCCACCUUUUAGAAAAGGUAAACGUUUUCAAAAUAUUUUCAUGCGUGCACAGCUUUAUGUAAAAUAAAUACGUUUGCGUAUCAUUCGAUUCAAAUUUCAAUAGUUUUUAUCUGUCUUCCACAAAGUUCGAAUUCACUGCUGUUAGAAUGGAUUUGAUACAACUUUGAGGAAUUGGUUCAUGUAUGCUCAGAGCGUGACCAUCUUUACAUAUUCUGUAAAACUUUAUAUACAUGUAUGUGUAGUGUCUAGCAGUCAAAAUCACACAUUCUGACCUGUCAUCAGCAGUUAUGACACAAACUGGAUACUAAUAAUCAAUUUUGCUCAUAAAUUGUGUUAGGGGUCGGCGCUAGUAGUUCUGCUGCCCCAGGCAAUGCUUAAAAAUGAGUCCCUCCACUUAAUAAUAAUAAUAAUAAUGGGUAAAAUGAAAAAGAAAAGGUCAAACACAUUCUCAUAUGCAAUAAAAGCUGGAAAAAACCAUCUUUAUCACAAAUUCGAGAUUUUUCACCCCCUUAAACUUUAUGUUCUGAUGUUAGGGGAGGAAAGAACGGAGGAAAAGUUCUAACCGAAAAUUAUUUGAAACUGAAGUCCCACAAAUCCCCCUUUAGGCUAAGUUUAUCUAAGUUGGGGAAGAAAAGGCUGGCAACCAGCUUUCCUCCGGAAAAUAUUCGAAAUUGAAAACAUAAAAAUGGAAUUUUAGUAAACUUUAAUGAUAUUAUCGAGAAUUUUAUGUAUUGGAGGCUCUCCUCCGGAAAAUUGCGGAAAUUAACGACCUAAAACUUUAGGGUUGCUUUAAAUCAGAACCAGCGUCUGGGCGCCGCUCUCACGGACGGCGGCAUUCAUCCACCUAGAUUCGUCACAGCGUCUUGUAGCACGAUAAUUUCAAAAAGAUUGUGCGUCAAUACAAACAUUUUCAUACUUUUUAAAAUCAUACGCGUACAAGGAAUUGAAUUCAACCCCCGAGGGUAACUGGGUAACGAACUAAAAACUACUCUUUUAAAAUUUGCCCUGAGUUCUUGCAUUGCAGUGCAGACUGCACUCUUUUAGUUUUCCAAACAACACAUAGAUGUCGCCACUAAAAUCAGUUGAAAAUAAGAAAAACGAAAGUGCAAAUAGCACUCGACGUUAAAUCCCGGUUAUCACAAAUUUGCCAUUUCAACUGCGCUUGCGCACGGACUUAGCUUUUUGGGCUUUCUGUUUUAAGAUUUCGUGUUGCUUGUUUAUAUUUAGGUUGUGCUCGAGUCCCAACAAAUUAAUGAAUGCGAUUAGAGUAUUUUCACAUCGAUUUCGGGAUACAUUAUAUGAAACUACGGAUAUGAAUAACUGAUAAUCUUUAUAAAGAAAAGAGAAAAAUGACACUUAAAUAUGUAUUGGUUUGGAAAUAUAUAUACGUAAACGUAAAACACGUUAUGUACUUCAAAAAUGAUCGGAAUAUUACAAAUAUCCGUCUUUUGCGGAUAUUUUACGUUAGGCGUAAACAGCUUAGUAUUAUACAUUUGUAUUUAGGUUGAGGGUUCCGCUUUUUAUUGGAAGUGAUGCCGCAGAUCGAGUACGCUCUUCAGGGGUUAAAAAUUUGGCCCUGAAAAGGAUCUUUGUUUGAUAGAAAAAUCAGGCUCCGAAUCCAAUAAUAAUUAAGACGUAAAACUCAAUCUUUACCGAGGCGUAAAAACUAAAUCAAAGACAGCUUUGUAAUUUCUAAUUUUUAUCUGUUAUUAUCUCAUAUUAACAAAUUUAAAUGUUUUUCGUUAGUUUGAGCAAGAGUUUCGAUAUCAGCAAAGUCCGCGCGCAAGCGCAGUUGAAAUGGCAAAUUUGUAAUAACCGGGAUUUAAAGACGAGUGCAAAUAGCCCGCAAGAUUUUUUUUUUUCCAAUUCAUUAGAAGUAACUUUCAGGUUUUUUUUUUUUUUGCUUUGAUUUUCAAUCAUUUUUUUGUUGAGAUCCAUUUGGAUGAAAUGGGCACCAGUCGAUUUCUUCGUCACAUUAAAAAGGUGGCAUUUCCAUUAUCAGGGACGCUCCGAACUUAAAUUUUUGGUUGGGCGGAAAUUCUCAGUUUUGUCAAGCGGAACUCGAAAUUUUGCCGAUUGAUAAAAUAGGGGUACAGUGAAACCUGUGUAAGUUGACCACUUGCGGUGCACUACUUUAGUGAUCAACUUAAACAGGUAGUCAACUUACAGAGGUUGAUUUAUAUGAUAAGGGCUUCCGUGCCUGAAAAAAGCGGUCAACUUAGACAGGUGGUCAAAUUCACAGGUUUUACUAUGUACAAAUAAGUACAUUUAAUGAAAAGAGACAUUCGGACAUUUAAAAAUUGCAGAGCUGCAAUUAUGUCCCCAAAUUUGACGAAUCGUCAGACAAAAUUUACCUAUUAAGGACAUUUUGGGGAGGUCACAGCGACUUCCCAUCGGGGCGCUCUUGUCCAUUAUGAGUCAAUAUUGUGCUGUUUCUCACUUCGUCACUGUCCAUCGAACUUGUCAGUAAUUAAGUGAUACAGAUCUGAGAGAACCAAAUUGUUAUAUAUAUAACUCUGCGAAAAAUCAUUUUGCAUGUCAUGUUCUGUACACAUUGUUCUUAUGACUUUGCUAUCAUUCAUUAAUGCAUUUCUGUGUAGUUAGUUGACUGUUUUGAAAAUAUAUGUACGUAUUUUUCAAUAAAAUAUACAUAG